AUGUCUAACCAGAACACUAACUUCGCCCCAAGCACGAGCAGCAACCGCAGCCUUCGCAACGGCACUAGCAUCUCAAGGUUCCUGCUCGGAAUGGGGCCAAUGCCCCCGCCCAGGCCAGAGGACAUCGCGGUCGCUGCGAUGUACAGCGCCAUGGAUGGGACUCAGCAGUCGCAGGGAUCCAUUGCGUCUUACUCCCAGGAUCCUGACUCCGGAAGUCAGCAGUCAACGUCUGUCGGCUAUGGGUCCCAAUCUGCCUCCCAGGUACAGGAGGCAUCAGCGAGUCAGGAUCAGACGGGCAAGAAAUGCAUGGGUCUUGCAUCCCACGAAGGAAAGUUAGGCUGGAAAUAUGUGGAUGAGUCCCAGAAGACAGCCCGGAGGAGACUCGAGACGCACCAAGAUGUUGAUGCCGCUUUCGAUGCCAUUAUCGCACGGAAAAGAGCUGCGAGAUCAAAGCCCAUCACAAUGGAGAUAUCCAAUUUAGACUUCGAUCCCAAGGGCACCGAAUCUGGUAAGAAGAAGGAGGGUUCGAAACCCACUAAAAUGACGGAGUGUGCAUAUGGCGAAGAGCUUCGCACCGUGCAAAACAAGCUCGCAUGCACUAUCCACGGGAAGGACAAGGAUCGUUGGUGCUACAUCGAUCCAAGUAAGCCCAAUGAGCACAUCCCUUUGGACCUAGAGACAGUACAGCUGUGGGCCCGGAAGAUCCAUGAUGGCGAAGUGCCUUCUAGCUGUGCCGUCCUUCCGAACGUGUUGACUCUCGACAAGCUCCGGAACAAAGCUAACGAACGUACCACUCGUGCUCGCCAUGCAGCAGCCAAAGUACAACCUGUGGCACCACCACCAAUGCAUUUUCACUUCGGUGAAGCACUCGACAACGUCCCGCACCAUCUUCCUCAUGUGCGCGGGAGCAAGAGACUGGCACCGGACCACAACUUCCAGGUCGACGAUCUAGAGGAGGAGGAGGAACCUGUCCCGAUCGUUGAGGUCCUUCAGGCCCUGGACGUCAAGCAGCCUCUCGCUAACUACCCUACCUAUGAACAGGCCCUUGCGAGACACGGCAUUUAUUACGCACGCAAUGCGCUCGACUUCGACACCGAGUUCUACGCCGAGGAGGUGGGAAUGCCCAAAGGUUUGAUCGUGUCAUUCCUCCGGAAGGCGCGUGCCCUGGUCCUUGACAGUUUCCGAGCGGGAAUAACCACCCAUGGCGAGAAGGAGAACAUCGAGCGAACGCCUAAGCGGAGGAGGGUGUCGGCAAAGGGAAAGGGGCGGGCGCAUACCCGAACUCCGACCGCUUCGCCAAGAAGCAUUCGGUCGUAUACGACAUCUGUCAAGAUCUGA
Messenger RNA from Gloeophyllum trabeum ATCC 11539, 1338 nucleotides. RefSeq lists its product as uncharacterized. The record is from RefSeq and is a predicted model, not a curated record. Lineage: Eukaryota; Fungi; Basidiomycota; Agaricomycetes; Gloeophyllales; Gloeophyllaceae. The transcript has 4 exons. Bases 1 to 1338 code for a protein of 445 amino acids.